AUGGCUUUACUGCUUCAGUUGACAGGAGCAUUCCUGCACCAUCCGCUCACUUUCACCAUCAGAGAGGGACAUGAUGUCAGUCUUCCCUGUGGAAAUUUGAGAGAUAAUCAGGAGAAAUGUAAAUACACCAACUGGUUUUUCCGUAACUCAAGAACCAACAGAACAGUGAUGCUGUUUGAACGUGGRCAGAWUWRCAAAGCAGCCAAAACCAAAUGGGACAGACUGAGGAUUGCAGCCAACUGCUCUCUGCUGAUGAGGAGGGUCACAGAUGAAGAUGCUGGUCGUUAUUUCUGCAGACAGUUUGCAGCAGGACGACAACAGAAACCUGAUGCUGAGGUGAUUCUGUCUGUUCGUGAUGAUUCAAGUUCUGCAACUACUUCCAAAGAAAUGACAACAUCAACAAACCAGACAGAAACAUCAACAAACCAGACAGAAACAUCUAAACCGAAAACUGAAACACCAACGACCAAACCUGCACCUGGGAUCUCCACAAACAAUCCAACCACAGCCACCAUGAGGUCCCUUCUGUCCUUCUUCRUUGUCCAAACUGGAGACGACGUUACUUUACCCACUGGAAACAGAUUCAAUCAGGAAAACUGUGAAGGUUCCACCUGGAUCUUCGCUGCUCCUGAAACCAGGGAGUCAGUGGUGCUGGUGGACAGUGGACAGUUAAUGGACACUGCAGAAMCUAAGCUGGACAGACUGUUAAUGGCUGCCGACUGUUCCCUGGUUAUUAAGAACGUCUCUGUUCAUGAUGUCGGUUCUUACACCAGCAGAACUUUCUUCCUAGAUCAACUCCAAGGACCAGACUUCCAAAUGUAUGUUUUUAUCAUAAACUUAAGUGAACAGAAGGAAGAUGACAGAGUCACUCUGUUCUGCUCCAUGUUGGAAUUUGCACWAUGUAUUCACUCAGUAAGGUGGAUGUUUGAGGGGGAAGAGGAAGUGACAUCACAGAUGGAGAUAUCAACAGGUUCCUGCUCCUCCAAUGUGACCUUUACUACAACCGACCCUGAGCAGAAGUCAGAACUUUACAGGUCACUGAAGUGUGAAGUGAUGAAUCCGUACACAGACGAAGUUCGGCUGUUUGUGUUCAGGCCUCAGUCCUCUGGGGAAAAAUCAGACUUUGCAUAUUUGAUGAGAUGGAUCAUUGUAUCUAUUGGUUUGGCAGCUCUCAUAAUUUCUGUCGUUCGAGUCAAAAUCUGGACAGAAACUAAAGGAAAUGAAACAAAGAUUCCUGGGAUUGUGGAGAGCGACGGUGAUGAAGAUGAAGAAAUGGUGAUCUAUGAGGAAAUUGGAGAUUUUUGCUCUUCUGUGCUGCUGAACCAAUGAACAUAUAGAAAAUACAGAAAGUUAUUCAAAACUGAACAUUUAAUUUCAAAGUGCGAAUUAUUGGCAAUUAUAUGUUUAUUGUGUCACACAGUUUCAGCUUCUGCUAAGGAUUUUAAACAACUUAGAAAGAUUUUAUACUGAGUUAUAAAAAGAUAGUUUUCUUGUUAUUUACCUAAAGAAUCUAUUUCUGGAUCGGAUUUCAGGUUGUGACCAUGUGAGCAUUUUUUAUUAUAGUGCAAUGUGGGAAACUUUUAGUUAUUUUUUAUUAACUCCUGAUAUUAAUUUGCUUCUUAAGAUAUUUCUA
This is a messenger RNA of Poecilia reticulata (guppy), 1633 nucleotides long. The record is from RefSeq and is a predicted model, not a curated record. NCBI's taxonomy places the organism in Eukaryota, Metazoa, Chordata, Actinopteri, Cyprinodontiformes, Poeciliidae.